GCUGCCAUGACAACGAGUCCGCGCCCCGCGCACAGCUGCUGCUCUGGCGGGACCCAGGCUGGACCGCGGGCCCCGGCCUGGGGGCCACUGCUGCCACCGCCGCCGCCACCUCGUCUCCUCCCCGUCCCCGCCCCGUGUCUCCUCGUCUCACUCGGGCCCGCGGCCGGGGUCCCUCCCCGCCGCCCCACCCCGCGCGGAUGCCGAAGGUGAAGGCGCUGCAAUGCGCCCUGGCGCUGGAGAUCCGCUCUGUAACUUGUCCAGGAGUGGUGCUGAAAGACAAGGAGGACAUCUAUCUUAGCAUCUGUGUGUUUGGCCAAUACAAAAAGACACAAUGUGUCCCAGCCAAUUUUCCACUGGUCUUCAAUGCCAGAAUGGUGUUUGAAAAGGUGUUCCCUGAAGCAGUAGACCCUGGAGAUGUGGUUGCACAGCUGGAAUAUGAUACAGCAUUGUUUGAGUUGAUUCAACUAGUUCCACCAGUGGGUGAAACACUGUCUACAUAUGAUGAAAAUACACGAGAUUUCAUGUUCCCGGGUCCAAACCAAAUUUCUGGACACCAUGAUUCAAACCGCCAGGUUACCAUGAGGAGGAUUUCUGGCCUUCGAGGAAUUGCUCCAAAGCUGGAAUUUUCUACAACCUCAGUGAUUACUGAAUGUCUGAUAAGUUCAAGGAAGUGCCGCACUCAGGAUAAAUUUAUUUACCACACGGCUCCAGUUGAAAAAUCACACGGCAGACUGCAAAGCAGAACAUCAAGGUCACAAAAGAAGAAAUCCAAGUCACCUGAGAGAAAUAAAUAUUGCAUAAAUGCAAAAAACUACGAACAGCCUACAAUUUCUUCAAAAUCACACUCUCCAUCUCCCUACACAAAAAGACGCAUGUGUGAGCUCUCGGAAGACACCAGGCGGCGGCUGGCCCAUUUAAAUCUGGGACCCUAUGAAUUCAAAAAAGAAACAGAUAAACCUCCAUUUGUGAUUAGACAUGUCGACCCCCCAAGUCCCAGGGCUGAUGCUUUAUUUGGAUCUUCUGGCAGAGACUGUGAAAGAGAUGGGUGGUCCAGGAUGCACAAUGAUCAUUCUCAUCUUGGCUGCUACCGACCCAAGGAUUAUAAGGUUAUCAGGACACCCCAUGGGAGAGACUUUGAUGAGCCCUUGGAAAGGUGUGAUGAGUAUUUAAGCUCACGGUCAUGUAGCAAGCCCCAGCAUUCAGCAAGGACCUUACCUGUCCAUUCAGCACCCUCAGCAAUGCCGAAGCAUUCUCCAAGCCCUGUGUUAAAUCGAGCUUCUCUCAGGGAAAGGAUAGAUGAGAGAGACCCAGAGAAAGAAGAUGAACUGGAACUGAAAAGAGGUCUUUUAUACAGAGACUCUGCCUAUGACAGUGACCCAGAGUAUAGCUCAUUUCAGCGGCCACGUGGCGCUCUCCAUUUGGAUGAUGGUGAAUACUGGUCCAGCAGGGCAACCUCUUAUAAAGGAAAAUCCCACCGACCCAUCUUUGAGAACAGCAUGGACAAGAUAUACAGGAACUUGUACAAAAAGGCCUGCAGUUCUGUUUCUCAUACACAGGAAAGCUUCUGAGACCAUCCAGGAUAAACUGUAUGGGUGUCUGUGUCAGCUUCUCAAUGAAAACGUUUGAUGUGAUCAAUAUCUGUAUUCUUUUUUUUUUUUUUUUUUUGGACAGGUGGUUCUGAGUACAGUAGUUAGAUGUGAAUACGUUUAUUGCUUCAAAUGGUAAAUUAUCAGAGGCAGUCCCUUUUUUGUCACAGAAGAGAGUGCUCUGUUCCAGAAGUCAAAGCUCCGCACCACGAUCCCAGCUUCCAGUCUGAAUAUGAGAAGGUUGCUCUGCCACCUCAUCUCAUCUCUGCAUCUAAAAUCCAACAAUAGAUUCUCUCUAGAAAUGGUCUUCUGCUUGAUCACCUUGUGAUUUUCUUUUCAUCUGCUUCAUUGGUUAUCUUGUCUAAGAUUACUAUUAACUCCUUUUUCUUGAUAAUGAGCAAAAAGAUGUACAGAAAUGAAUUUCCUAAGUUUAAACCCUGUUUUCUACUUAUUUCCGCCCUCCCCCCCCCGCAAAAGGCUACUUGUACUUCUUAGCUAAUAAGAAAUAGUUUUCUUUUUAAAGUUUAUAUAAUCAUUCACUUCCUCUUCUCGAAAAGAACUAAGUUACCUACAAUACAGUCAGCUAGAAAUAGCAGUGGCCAUGUGUGACCCAAAAUGUGAAUAACUGAUUUUUAAAAAUAGAAUUCUUUGCAUGAUUUUCUUUUAAGGCCAUUUCUUUUGGCACAACCAGAAUCAGAAAAUAGUUUUUGUUAGUAAGCAUGUAGAAACUCAGAGAGAAUAAAGGGAUUAUAUUGUAAUUUUAAACUCUCUUAGAGUUUUCAUAGGUACCAAAUAGCCAGGAAAGUAGUAUCUUUAGUUAAAGGACACUUGGAACCAUAAAGAGGAGUAAAAUAUUAUACAGAACGCUUUGUACCUGGAGGUCUGAUAGCUGAUAAAAUUAGCUUCUCUCCUCCCCACUCCCCCGCAAUAUCCGCACCUGUGAGGCCAGUGAGUCUUUGAAGAUAUGAAGAAAUCGGUCAUCUCAUAUUUACCAGAGUAAGUGGAGGGAAAGCAGCGAAUAGAAAAUAAGUAAACUUGGCUUACAAGCUUGAAGAGUUGACUACAAGGUAUUGUUCUCUCAUUGACUCUACCUUUGGUUAAUUCUACAGUUAUGAUUUAAAAAGAAAAAAAAUGUUGAACUCCAUUUAAGUUGAAAUUAACGUGUAAAAUUGAGUGACUUGUUUUUGUAUUAGGAGAAAGGAUAUAAUACUUGUUGUCUAAUAACAGGAUUUUUAGACUUCGUGUUAAGAGUGUUCUGGUGUGGCAGUCUGUGAUGUAUGGCAAAGUGCAUCGGAGAAAGGGGCCAGGAGGCCUAGGCUUUAUUUAGUUUCAUCCUGCCCUUCUCCCGCUGAGUCUCUUUAAUUCUCUGAGCCUAACUUUCCUCAGCUCUCAAAUGAAGAGAAUGAAGUGGAUCAGCAUAUCCCUAACCGUGUUCCGUGGACUUGUAUUCUAAGAGAUGGCUGUAGGAAUGUAGAUACAGGCGUUCAUUAGUCAUAUAAGUUGAGGAAAAGCUAUACACUAGAUUCACACUCCCCAACUUAGAGAGUCAUAGGUAGGAUGGCAGGAACGAAAGGCAGGGCUAUUGAUACUGGAACAGCUGUUCCAGGCUGGAGCUGCCCGGGCAAACUAGCAUGUAUGGCUGAUAUAAUAAACACCAGCCUGUUAGAGGCACUAAGAAAUCCUGGCAUAAACAUGUUUCACUCUAGCAUCUGGUCUGGAGUCUGACGCAUAGUUAGUGCUCAGUAAAUAAUUUUUUAAUUAGCCCAGAAUUUUCUCAAGUGAGUAUGUAGCAAUAUUUGUCAUCAUGGCCAUCCUUCCCCUCCCAUCCCAUCCUCUUAGCUCCCUACAGUCCCUUUCAAAUGUGCCGUCCUCAGGUACAUGUGGACACCAGUUGGGGAGAUGGUACACUACACAAUCACUGAGUCACCCUCUGGCUGUAAGUGGUAGGGUGAUGUUUUGUACAAUGAGCCUUUGAAGGUCAGCAUUGACUAAUGUUUUUUUUUUUUAACAAAAAAUAUCAUCAGUGAAAUUUAGUAUGUUUUGUUUUUGUUUUUGUUUUUUGUUUUUGUUUGAGGAAACAAAUGAAAAAUUCUUCCAUUUGAAAGGCCCUGCUUGGUCAAAAGAACAAAUAUGAACUUCAAGGAAAAAUUCACUGACAUAGAAAAUCUCCAGAGUGAAUAACUACAUCAAAAUUACCUAUCACACCUAUUUCUGCCAUUGGCUAUACAAAGACCACAAAAAAUGAGUCUCAAAGGGGAACUUCAGAAUAUAAUAUUCUGAAAAAUAUUUUCCUGUAGAUUACAUUUGACUUCUCUCUGAAGGAUCAGGUGCAAGUUUCCCGAUAUGUAGUGUCUUGGCUAAGUGUCUAUUUCCGUUUCCUGGGGGAAGGAGUGUCUUUGUUGCUAUCCCUAACUACCACUACGAAUUCUUAUAUUAUUUUUAAGGAUUAAACCCUUAAAUAUUAAUAGUUGUCCUUUCUCAUUAUAAGAAGCAGAAAGAUGCAGUUAUUUCCUUAGCCUUUUAAAAAUAUUUCUUACAAUCUAGUAAUAGUUAUUGGACUUAAUAUGAAAGAUAGAUUGAUCAUCUUCCUUUUAAGGUAUUUUUGUCCUUUAAAUAAAAAAAAAACCUGGGAAUUUCAGGAAGAAAGAUGUCAGUUCAACUAAGAAAAAAAGAUGUGUGAUUGGACAGAAUGUGAAGUCUUCAUGGUCCCACUAUUAGUUAUACAACCUUGUUCAAGUCAUUUAUCCUUCUUGGAGCUCAGUUUUCUUAUCUAUAAGGUGAUGAAGGGGUUAAUUUAGAAGGGUCUUUUAAUGUUCCAACACUUCUAUAAUUGUGUAAUUGAUGAACAUGGAGAUGUAAACAAGUUCUAGGCAGCACAGUUGUAUUGUAACUUCAAAGAUUAAGCCCCUGGUUAAAAAUCUGGAGCAGAUAGAGCGUUCUCAUUAUUGUGUUCAUUUUCCAAUAAUAGCUUUAUUGAGAUGUAACUCAUAUACUGUAACGUUCACCUUUUAAAGGUAUACAGUCGCAUGGUUUUUAGUAUAUUCACGGAGUUGUGCAGCUAAAACCACUAGCUAAUUAUAAAAUAUUUCAUGACUCCAGAAAGAAUUCCCGAACCCAUUAGCAAUCAUUCCCCAUUCCCUUCUGCCCUCACCUCCUGGCAACCAGUAAUCUGCUUUCUGUCUCUGUGCCUAUUCUGGACAUUUCAUAUAAAUGGAAUCAUACAGUUUGUGACCUUUUGUGUCUGGCUUCUUUGCCUUAACAUAAUGUUUUCAUAGUUCAUCUGUGUUGUAAUGCACAUCAAUAUUUUAUCCCUUUGAUGAUUAAGUAAUAGUCAUAAUGUGGAUGCACAACAGUCCAUUGAGGAGCAUUUUUAUUCCCACUUUUGGGAUAUUAUGGAAAGCACUGGCGUGAAUAUUCGUGUAUGAGUUUUUGUAAGAACAUAUCUUUUCAUUUCUCUCAAGUGUAAACCUAGAAGUGGAAUUGCUGAGUCAGAUGGAAACAUGAUGUUUGACAUUUUGAGGAAAAGCCAAACUGUUUUCCCAAAUGACUCCACCAUUUUACAGUUUCUGUGUUUUUUAAAUUUUACGUUAGGAUCAUAGGCUAGUUACACAUUUAAGUAUCAUCCCCCCAUUCGACACAUGUGUAUUGAGCACUAUGUUAGAUGUAGAGGGUAUAAAUUUAUUAAAUGUACCUUCCCACAAGUGUGAAGAGUCUUUGAAAAAGAUAACAGUGUAUUUCAACAUUUACAGUAGUUUGGUAACUUCUACAAUGGAAGACAUCAAGAAUGGGGAUACAGCAUUCCAGCUUGGUGCGGAAUUUGCAAAGGCAUGAAAAUGGGGGAGAGAUUGAUUGUUCGGGAAACUCCCAAGUGCUUUCACUGGAGAUGGUGCGCAGGGAUGCAAAAGCUUUGGAAGGAUCUACUGAGUGCAAUAGAGAACGGCAAAGAGAAUGACGGGCCUGGAGCAGCAUAGGAAGAGGUGACCUUUGAGCUGGACAUUGAAAGAUGGGAAUGACUUUUGAGAAUAGGAAACUAAGAUGGAAUAAACUAAAUAUUGAUCAGGUUUUAUGAGGGUAGAAGUGGGAUAGAGGGAAAUAUCUAGUAAUCAGUUAAAAAUAAAGAUCUAGGACUUGGGAGAACUCAAAAGUAGAAAAUGGAUUUUUGGAAUCAGAUAAAAAUAAUGAAGUGAGGGGAAAACAAAUGGAAGCUCUCUGCUGUUCUUGUCCUGAUUUGUACGUGACCGUUAUAGGCGCCCUGACAGGAGUGAACCUCGAGCAGUUUCACUGUUCCUCAUUGUUGAGGCUCUGGCGGUUAGCAUGUUAGAGGGCCACCCUUUUAAAAAUGAGGAAAAAUAAUAGAAUUCUAUUUCUAUUCUAAUUAGGAAAAAUAGCUAGAAAUUCGUAUACAAAAUGAAGAGAUAAGAGAAGAAACCCAACUUUUUGUUUUGAGUUAUAUUAUGAGUAUAUUAUUCAUCUCUGAGUGAUACGCUUAGUUUAAUAAUAUAACGUUUCUUAGACAACCAGAGCUGGUGAAUAUUCAUCCAUUUAACAAAUAUUAUUGAAGGUCUUCUCUGUUCCAGGCAAUCUGACUAAUCAUCCAGAGAAACAAAAACACAGUUCCUGACCUGAGUUUGUGGGGGGCGGAGGGAGACUGACAUUUACUUAUUACAGUGAGAGAAAUACUGUAAUAGAUGCUAGAAAUGCUAUAAAGAUGAAGAGGAAAUCCUAAUUAAUUCUUAAUGGUGUCAUAUACUUCAGACAGGGAUGAUAGAUGAAAUUAGCUGGUACUCUAUCUAGAUGGCCUGGAGAGCAUAAGCCUUAGAAAAUCACUAGGAUUUUUAAAGUAGGAGGCAAAUAAUCCCACACAGAACAGCUAAGAGCGUAUAUACUGCCACACCUACCUUCUUCUCUACAGGUUAAUAAAAUUAGUUAAGCCCUUAUUCUCUUUACCAAAAAUAACUCUACUUUUGAGGGGGAAAUGUGUGUGUGUAUAAGGUGUGUGUAUACUUUCUUGGCUAAGAAAGUACAUUCUGCUGUAUUUCUAUAGAUCACCUCCACAAAAGUACCGAACACGAGUUAGUGAAAUAAAUCAGAAUUCUUGAA
Messenger RNA from Ailuropoda melanoleuca (giant panda), 6686 nucleotides. It is a transcript of the gene SPATA6, whose product is annotated as spermatogenesis associated 6. Gene Ontology annotation, biological process: motile cilium assembly; spermatogenesis. The coding region runs from base 198 to 1568 and encodes 456 amino acids. The transcript is spliced from 13 exons. Gene Ontology annotation, cellular component: sperm head-tail coupling apparatus. NCBI's taxonomy places the organism in Eukaryota, Metazoa, Chordata, Mammalia, Carnivora, Ursidae. The record is from RefSeq and is a predicted model, not a curated record. Gene Ontology annotation, molecular function: myosin light chain binding.